Mastomys coucha (southern multimammate mouse) is the source of this 2611-nucleotide messenger RNA. It is a transcript of the gene Asb3, whose product is annotated as ankyrin repeat and SOCS box containing 3. The transcript has 10 exons. The record is from RefSeq and is a predicted model, not a curated record. Gene Ontology annotation, molecular function: protein binding. Bases 799 to 2376 code for a protein of 525 amino acids. Gene Ontology annotation, biological process: intracellular signal transduction. Lineage: Eukaryota; Metazoa; Chordata; Mammalia; Rodentia; Muridae.
GGGAAUGGGAGGCAGGGGACUACAUUACCCACAAUUCUUUAGAGUGUUAUGACUCGAGUUGGCUCAGUACCCCUCCCACCUUUUUUUUUCUAGUGGGAAUUAAAAGAGGAGAAAAAGCAGGACUCCUGUCCUAUAGGGCAUACGUAUGGCCACGUGGGCAUUUUGUUAUGUUUUGAAAAUUGACUAGCUGCCCACAUGUAACAGCAGCCGGAGUAGCAGAUCCAGGAAGUAAUUUUACAACAGAAAUUUUACAACAGUAGUUUUAUGUCUGUGAAAAAGCAACUGGAUUCUAAUGGAAGUUGCUUACCGGAUUUGGGGGUUGGGGGGAAAGGAAAAGAAUAUGACUGACUGCGCCUUGGUAUGAUGGAGGAGAGAGGUUUUUAUAUAGUCAGAGACAUCUGGAAGAGUCCACAGUGGACAAGACCAAACUGAGCUGUGCGAUGUGAGAAGAGAGAGGGAAAGGGGAGAUGAGAGAGGGGGACCAGGUGCAGCAGCCAGGAGGCCCAAAGGGGAUUUGGUUGGAUUAUAUAAGGAAGGGCUGCUGGGUAGAAGGUCAGCCCAGCCCUUGGACUGGAAAAGUUUAGAGUAGGGGGUGGGGUAUGCCAGCAGAAGGGUCCUGAAACUGGUAGGGACUGAAGGAUGCAGGAAGAACUUGGCAGCCAAUGUCAAUUUUGACAUUAAAUAGGCACCUCAGCCAUUUUUCCCACUUUUGAAAUUUACCACAUAGUUAAACUUCAAAGAACAAUCGUGUUCAUUCUUAAUCCCUGUGGCUCAGAGAAGAGCAGACUGAUCAAAAGGAUGGAUUUUACAGAGGCUUACUCAGACACAUGCUCUACAGUUGGACUCGCUGCCAGAGAAGGCAAUGUUAAAAUUCUAAGGAAACUGCUCAAAAAAGGUCGAAGUGUGGAUGUUGCUGAUAACAGGGGAUGGAUGCCAAUUCAUGAAGCAGCUUAUCACAAUGCUGUAGAGUGUUUGCAGAUGCUGAUUCAUACAGAUUCAUCUGAAAACUACAUCAAGACAAAGACUUUUGAGGGCUUCUGUGCAUUACAUCUUGCUGUGAGUCAAGGACAUUGGAAAAUCACACAGAUUCUUUUGGAAGCUGGAGCAGAUCCUAAUGCAACCACUUUAGAAGAAACCACACCAUUGUUUUUAGCUAUUGAAAGUGGACGGAUAGAUGUGGUGAAGCUGUUGCUUCAACAUGGAGCAAAUGUCAAUGGGUCCCAUUCUAUGUGUGGAUGGAAUUCCUUGCACCAGGCUUCUUUCCAGGGAAAUGCUGAGACUAUACAACUGCUUCUUGAACAAGGAGCAGACAGAGAAUGCCAAGACGACUUUGGAAUCACACCGCUGUUUGUGGCUGCUCAGUAUGGGAAGCUAGAGAGCGUGAACAUACUUAUUUCAUCUGGUGCAAAUGUCAAUUGCCAAGCCUUGGAUAAAGCUACUCCUUUGUUUAUUGCUGCACAAGAGGGUCAUACAAAAUGUGUGGAACUUUUGCUGUCCAAUGGGGCGGAUCCUGAUCUUUACUGUAAUGAAGACAAUUGGCAAUUACCCAUUCAUGCUGCUGCACAAAUGGGCCAUACAAAGACCUUGGACUUGUUAAUACCACUUACUAACCGGACUUGUGACACUGGAGCAGACAAAGUGAGCCCUGUUUACUCUGCAGUGUUUGGAGGACAAGAAGAGUGCCUGGAAAUGUUACUGCAGAAUGGCUAUAGCCCAGAUGCACAAAUGUGCUUGGUAUUCGGAUUCAGUUCCCCUCUGUGCAUGGCUUUACAAAAGGACUGUGAGUUUUCUGGAAUUGUGAAUAUUCUUUUGAAGUAUGGAGCCCAGUUAAAUGAACUUCACUUGGCACACUGCCUCAAGUAUGAGAAGUUUUCAAUGUUUUGCUGUUUUUUGAAGAAAGGCUGCCUGAUGGUACCUUGGAAUCAUACAUCUGAAUUUGUAAGUUAUGCAGUUAAAGCACAAACAAAAUAUAAGGCAUGGUUGCCACAUCUUCUGCUUGCUGGAUUUGACCCAUUGAUUCUGCUGAGCAGCAAGUCCUGGGUUGAUUCAGUCAGUGAUGACGUCCUUAUCUUUACUUUGGAAUUUUCUAAUUGGAAGAGACUUCCUUCAGCCGUUGAGAAGAUACUCUCUGAUCGUGCAAACUCCUCUUGGGCUCUUCAGCAACAUCUGGCCUCUGUUCCAAGCCUAACCCAUCUUUGUCGUUUGGAAAUUCGGGCCAAUCUAAAAGCAGAGCACCUUCAUUCUGACGUUUUCAUCCAUCAGCUGCCACUUCCCAGAAGUCUGCAGGGCUAUUUGCUCUAUGAGGAGGUUUUGAGAAUGAAUGAGAUUCUAGAGCCAGCUUCUAAUCAUAAUGGAGAAAUCAGCGAGACCACCUGACACAGGACUUUGAAUUCUAUUUAGUCACAAAAGAUGGCUUGUGUGAUUGUUUGGAUUUUGGGAUUAAAGGAAAUGUCAAUGUUUACAGCUGUUUUUUCCAUUUUGCCUCUUUCCCAAUAUUGUGAACCUUAUUCGUCUUGCCUUACUCAGUUUUAUUUCCAGUGCACUUUGUUAUAAACUGUUUGUUUACUUGACCAUUUUCUACUUUAUUCUGCUAAUAAACUAUGAUACUGUG